This is a messenger RNA of Dermacentor andersoni, 2249 nucleotides long. Its product is annotated as dehydrogenase/reductase SDR family member 9-like. Gene Ontology annotation, biological process: steroid metabolic process. The record is from RefSeq and is a predicted model, not a curated record. Lineage: Eukaryota; Metazoa; Arthropoda; Arachnida; Ixodida; Ixodidae. Gene Ontology annotation, cellular component: intracellular membrane-bounded organelle. Gene Ontology annotation, molecular function: oxidoreductase activity.
GGAGAGCAAUCGGGACUGCGGCACUUUUUCCCCCUUCUGUCGACUUCGUCCAGCGAUCGGCGGGCGUAUUGAGUGGCCGCGAGUCUUGGGUUGCUGGUGGCAUCGCGGGUUACUAAAUACGACUGCUUGUGAGCCCUCGUCAUGAGGACGUCGUGGGUCUUGUUCGCGACGCUGUUGUGCGCGCUCCAUUACGUGUGGUCCCGGCUGCCGUUCCUAGCCGUGCCGGCCCAAUGGCUGGGCACGACGCUGAUUCUACUGUGUGCCGCACACUGCCUGGCUCGGUUCCUCUGGCGCAGGCUAUUCGUUACCCUCGUCAACGGUGAUGGGAAGGCUGUUCUUAUCACUGGUUGUGACACGGGUUUCGGCAACAUGCUCGCCCGGUGUUUGUCUCGAGAGAACUUCAUGGUGUACGCGGGGUGCCUCGACUCCAACAGCGAGGGUGCAAUGAUUCUCAAGAAGAGCCAAAACGUACGAGUGCUGCAGCUUGACGUCACCAAGGACAAUCAGGUCGACGAAGCCUUCGAGGCGGUCAAGCGGGACCUUGGAUCAAGAGUUCUGUGGGCCGUGGUAGCCAACGCCGGCAUCCCGAACAGCGGCCUCAUCGAGUGGAUGACCAUGGAGAGCAUCAUCAAGGUGUUCGACGUCAACGUCUUCGGAGUCGUCCGAGUCGCCAAAAAGUUCCUGCCACUGUUGAAGAGAAGCAAAGGACGCGUGGUUAUUGUCACUAGCGUCUACGCAUCAUAUACCUUCCCACUUGCGACGGCGUACUGCAUGAGCAAAUACGCAACCUUGUCACUUGUCGACGGUCUCAGAAGAGAGCUGUAUGGUAAAGGAGUCGAUGUUAUUGCUAUCGAGCCAACUUUGUACAAGACUGCCAUCAACGAUGACGUUGGUUCCAUGCGAGCCAUCGAGCGAGACCUGAACAAGCAAGCGCCCGAAGUCGUCGCCGAUUACACGGAGACGGAAAUUAAGAAUUGGCUCACGUCGGCGUCGACCUACUACUCUUACUCCAUGCGCGACAACCCCCAGGAAGUUGUGAAUCAAAUGAUUGCGGCAGUUAGGGAGACGUAUCCGAAGACCUGCUACCCGGCCACUGGACCCCUGGAGUACACGUCGCUUUGCAUUCUCAGGACUUUGCCCGAUGAAGCGGUAGAUUAUUUAAUCCUCGGUAUUCGUAAGAUGAUCAACCUUGUAUGUUGAACCUUGUUUUUACAAUAUGUGCUGCCGCCGUAGCGCUGGCCCUGUCACUAUGGCACCCGGCCGCUGAGCCCGAGGUCGCUGGUUCGGUCCCCACUGGCGCGGCCGCAUUCCGGUGACUGCCAAAUGUGAUAACGUUUGUGUGCCUAGGCAUGAGUGUCCAAAAGUACCAUGUAGUACUCUUAUUUAUAAACAGCAACGGUGGAUCGCACAUACAACGCGUGCAAGACACAUACUCAUUGCUUUUAGGUCCAACAAACAUUUCAAUUUUAAGCGUGUACCCUGUAUGGUAUGACCUCAGCAGAAUAUUUUCCACAUUAAUGGAAUGACGAUCGAGUGCUGCGCACAUGCCAGAUCAUUAUGGUACAAACAAGAAUACUCAAUACUGUUUAGUGUACCAUGUAUACUUAAGUGCCAGAUGACUCACACGUCCUGUGUAGGAAUGUGUACGAAGAUACGACAAUGCGCAUGCGCUACUCGGAAGUGCGCAAGAGUGAACAAUAGGUAGAAGCUUACCGCGUUUGAUUCCUUUGUUUUAUGUGCUCCUUGUUCUCAUUUUAUCCUUGUACAGUAUAUUUGCAGUAAAACGUUUUGGUUUGUUGACGUGUCUUCACAAAACCGCUGUAUUCAACUGAACAUCCUGAUGUAGAGCCUCGGUUCAGGAUAACACACAACACUCAAAUACAUCAAACAUGCUGUCUAUGUGGUCUGAAAUUUGGUGUGGCCUUCGCGAUCUCGGAGACCAUGCUUAGAGCUCAAAGUGGGAACUGCACCUUGCUAGACACAAUAGCUUUGUGCGUGCUUACUCUAGUUGCUAUAGACAAUCAGUGGUUGCAUAUGAAGUACGAAUUAAUAACGUGCCACAUUCUAAGUCUUCUUUUGGAUCCAUGGACGAAAUAAUUUGCGUGUCCGGCCAUGAAGGCCAUUGUUGCUUCUUUGGAGACGUACGCGAUUGUGAUAAUUGUUGUAGUUCUUGUUCUUUGUAUUGUUUCUUAUUCUUCCGCGCGGCUUCUUUUCUGUCAUUACUAUCAUCAAUAAAACUCGUUGUUGGC